Molecule: messenger RNA, 814 nt
Organism: Ixodes scapularis (black-legged tick)
Lineage: Eukaryota; Metazoa; Arthropoda; Arachnida; Ixodida; Ixodidae
Exons: 5
Coding region: 240-752 (170 amino acids)
Source: RefSeq, a predicted model, not a curated record
GCAGCAAAAUCGCGGUACGUUUUCUCUACACCCCGUCCUUCUCGAAGAAAACGAAUAUAUAAGAAAAUAAAAGAGUAGGUAUCUUCCCAGUGCUGACAAGACCUCGCGGGAACAGAUUAAGCAACCCCCUCCGCCCUCCGAAGGAGAGGAGACCACGGCCAUCCCACGCCGAGCGAGCCGCUCUACGGAGAGAUCAGACGCGCCGUCAGCAACGACAACAGCCACACACACCACCAACCAUGCGAGUCGUCAGACGAGUCGUGCUGAUCGCGGCGUUGGCGUCGUGCUUCGUCUCCACGCUACCGCAAGCAGAGGCGGCGAGCUGGACUGAUCGUAUAUUCUCCGGCUUCCUGAGCUUCGGACGCGCGUUCUCCAACGCGACGCAAGUCGUGGUCGCCAGAGUCAAGGUCCUGGUGAACCCCAGUGGCUCCAACAAGAAGCAGGACGUGAAGGAUAUCGACAUCUUCGCCAGCGUUUGCAGUUUGAGCGGUUCAAAUCGCCGACUGCUCAUCAAGUGCCUGCGGGACAACGACGAGGAACUGCUGAAACCUGACUGGCAGAACUGCAUCGGAUCCGCCAAAAUCGAGGUUCUCACAGUCGAGGAUCUCUACCAUUGGGCGUGUUCACGGCUCGCGUCAGCAGCCGAGUUUCAAGAAUUCCGGAAUACAUCGCAGUGUUUACUCGAAGGCAUGCAAAAGGCAUCUAUCGCCGCCUCUAUAAGGGACUGCAAAGGAAGUUCAAGACCAUACUAAGGCUCCAACCAACAACGUUCCAGAAAUAAAAGCAUAUCCCCACGGUGCUUCUUAUUCACAUA